AUGUCAGGUGCUGGUAAUCGUGAACAAGUUUUCCCUACUCGUAUGACUUUAGGUCUCAUGAAGAGUAAAUUAAAAGGGGCUCAACAAGGACAUUCAUUAUUGAAAAGGAAAUCUGAAGCAUUAACUAAAAGAUUUAGAGAUAUAACUCAAAGAAUUGAUGAAGCUAAAAGAAAGAUGGGUAGAGUUAUGCAAACAGCUGCAUUUUCUUUAGCUGAAGUUCAAUACGCUACUGGUGAUAAUAUUUCUUAUCAAGUUCAAGAAUCUGUAUCAAAAGCAAGAUUUCAAGUUAAAGCAAAACAAGAAAAUGUUUCUGGUGUUUUCUUACCAACUUUUGAAAGUCAUAUCAAUGAAGAUGUCAAUGAUUUCAAAUUAACUGCCCUUGCAAGAGGUGGUCAACAAGUUCAAAAGGCUAAAUUGAUUUAUACCAAAGCAGUUGAAACAUUAGUUGAAUUGGCUUCUUUACAAACUGCAUUUAUUAUUUUGGAUGAAGUUAUCAAGAUUACAAAUAGAAGAGUCAAUGCCAUUGAACAUGUUAUCAUUCCAAGAACAGAAAAUACUAUUGCUUAUAUUAACGGUGAGCUUGAUGAAAUGGAUCGUGAAGAAUUUUAUAGAUUGAAAAAAGUUCAAGAAAAGAAACAAGAAGCUGCUGCUGCUGCUGAAGCAGAAGAUAAUUUGAAAGCAGCUCUUGCAGAAGGUGAAACGAAUGAACAAGAAAUUCAACAAGAAGUUGAAGCUUUGGAUAUUAAAGCAGAUGAGAAGAGCGCAGAAGCAGAUAUUCUUCAAGAAAAGGAAGAUGACGUUAUAUUCUAA
Candida tropicalis MYA-3404 is the source of this 810-nucleotide messenger RNA. RefSeq names its product H(+)-transporting V1 sector ATPase subunit D (gene VMA8). The coding region runs from base 1 to 810 and encodes 269 amino acids. Gene Ontology annotation, molecular function: proton-transporting ATPase activity, rotational mechanism. The transcript has a single exon. The record is from RefSeq and is a predicted model, not a curated record. NCBI's taxonomy places the organism in Eukaryota, Fungi, Ascomycota, Pichiomycetes, Serinales, Debaryomycetaceae. Gene Ontology annotation, biological process: vacuolar acidification. Gene Ontology annotation, cellular component: fungal-type vacuole membrane; vacuolar proton-transporting V-type ATPase complex.